AUCGGCGAAGGAGAAGCCGCUCGCUCGGCUGAGAAGAAGAAGAAGCAGCAGCUAAAGAAGCAGGCAGAGAGCGAGAGAGAGGGCAGAGAAAGAACGCCGCCGCGCAGCAUCCAGCAGCAGCGGCAGCGCUACUAGCGGCGACGGCGGCUGCGCACAGGUACAGGUACGCACACCAGCAGCGCGAGCGUGCGUGAGCGUGGGUGUGCGUGAGAGCGAGACGGAGCUAGUCGCGGCCUACCUGACGCCGCCGCUGCCGCCAUCCGACACGCAGUAAGCCGCGCAACGUUUGGCCGCUCGCUACCUCGCUCGGCUACCUUACACACACGCUCUCCUCUCUCGCUCGCUCGCUAUACAGCCUGCCGAGCCGAGAGCAAGAGAGAGAGAGAGAGAGAGAGAGAGAGAGAGAGAGAAACCGAUCGACCAUUCCACGGCCCUUUUUCCCCCCUUUCUUUCUUUCUUUCUUUCGCGCUCGCGCGCGCGCGCCAGCAGCUACCUGCUGCAGCACUCGACGCUCGCAGCGCUUCGGUAAAACCGGAGCAGGAGCAGCAGCUACCGCGGAGCAGCAGCCCGCUCGACUCGUACAGUAUCGUGUGCCACAGUGGUGUGCAGGUGUGCAGCGUGUGCGUACCAUACUCGGCUACCGUAUAAUACGCAGUGUGCAGUGAGUACGACGGCGAGAGAGAGAGAGAGAGAGAGAGAAAGAGAGUGCCGCUGUAUGCAUCCCGAUGCUGCUAUCAGUGCUACCGUGCUAGAGAUAACGAAAGGAGCUAAGCGCAACGUCGCCGUCUUGGAAGUAGUAGUUCUAGUGCAACAAAUCGGAUCCGCAGCCUCGGCGCUAUAAAUGUGAGGCGAUCCGAGCAACAGGUCGUCCCUGGACCGCAGCCGCGUUCCAGCGCGUGCGCAGCGUGUGUGCGUGUGACUCCGUGUGUCUAUACUGUGUCUGUGAGAGGAGAGAGCGAGAGAGAGAGAGAGAGAGCAGAGAGUGUGUGGAUCGACGACGAGGAAAUCGUCGGUCCGCGACGCGAUGCCAACAACGCGGUGGUCCAGCAAAGUCUAACCGAUCUUCGGAGCAACGUCCAGUUGGCAGAGAGACAGAUCUCGCGCCAGACGGCAACAUGCCGACGGACCUCGUGGUAACGUCGGCGGUGACGUCGUACGUCAACGUGGUGACCUCGACGUCGGAGGAGACUUCAAGGACGUCAACGUCGCGCCCGGGACCAUCGUCCACGGGCUCGAGCACGUCGGCCGGUCGCGACAGUGAGAGCCGCAGCGGCUCGUCGUCGCGGGGCAGCUACGAGGGCUCGAGUUCGCUGGGGUCCUACCACCACCAUCACCAUGGCCUGGUCACUGGUCUGGGCCAUCCGCACCACCACCGGGAGUCUUCGGCCUUUGUGCCCGUGGUACCGUCGAGGCUCCACCUAGCGGCCUAUCCAGGCGACAUUCACUCGCACCUGUCGGGCCCACAGGCGCCUCCGGGCUCGUCGACCAGCGGAUCGUCCUCGGGAUCCGGGAAUCAGGAACACGAGGGUGGUCCCGAGGGCCAAGUCGUACGGAAGAGCUCGAGCAGCUACGAGAUCAUGGCCAUGAUGGCGGACAAGAGGAAAGAGUUGGCGGCAAGGGCGCUGUUGCUGCCGCCGCCGCCGAUGCUGGAACCACCGCCUGGGUAUCCGGUAUUUCCUGGACCGUUCCCAGCUGGAUCGGGACUCUACCCACCCGGAGGACCUCUGGGACACCAGCAUCUCGAUCGACGGUUGCUCAGGGCACCGGGAAGGGCCUCGAGACCGAAGAAACAGUUCAUUUGUAAAUUCUGUAACAGGCAGUUCACCAAGAGCUACAAUUUGUUGAUCCACGAGAGGACGCACACCGACGAGAGGCCCUACUCGUGCGACAUUUGCGGAAAGGCUUUCCGCAGGCAGGACCAUCUGAGAGACCACCGGUACAUCCACAGCAAGGAGAAACCGUUCAAAUGCGGCGAGUGCGGCAAGGGCUUCUGCCAAAGCCGGACCCUCGCGGUGCACAAGAUCCUCCACAUGGAGGAGUCGCCGCACAAGUGCCCGGUCUGCGCGCGCAGCUUCAACCAGCGCAGCAACCUCAAGACCCACCUGCUCACCCACACCGACCACAAGCCCUACGAGUGCAAUGCCUGCGGCAAGGUCUUCCGGCGCAACUGCGACCUGCGCAGGCACGCCCUGACCCACACGGUCGGCGACGUUCCACCCGAGGCCCUGGAGGAGGCCCUGCGCGACGACGACAGUCCCGAGGAGGACAGUCGCGACGAGGCCAGCACCAGCGCCUCCACCUCCUCCGGCCCGUCCACCUCGUCCUCUACCGGACCACCACCGGGGGCCCACUCGGGCCCCUCCAGCUCGGGCCCCUCCUCGAGCGGAGCCUCAACGUCCAGCGGCUACCCGGGUCUACCACCACCACCACGGCCGCAUCUGCACGUGCGUCGGGACCUGCUGCAGCUCAAGCCCAGCACGAUCACGAGCAGCGGCAACCUGGCCUCGCAAAACCCGCCCGGGGCCUUACCCCCACCACCGCCGCUCAUCCUCACGUCGUACAACCGCCGGAGGAUCGGCUCGCCCGGGCCCUCGCGGGUCCUGCUGGAGCUCCAGGAGCGCGAGCGGGAGCGGGAACGGGAACUCGAACGGGAGCGAAGUCGAGAGCGAGAACGCGAGAGGGAAAGGGAAAGGGAGCGGGAAAGGGAACGAGAAGAGGAGACGAAGGUGGCCAGGGCACCGACGCCGCAGCCUCCACCGGCGCCACGGCCCGCACCAGCCAGACACGGAUUCACCAUCGCCGACAUAAUGCGUCGGUAGAGCGCGCUCACGUUGAUUUUUUAUUGUCUAAAUUUUUUUAUUUUUCACAUUCACCAAUCGUGACUUAUCUCUCGAUCUCCUCGAACGACCACGACGACACGAGAUGAUCGCGUGAUGGCUUUGGGGACUCUCGAGGUUGUUUGACUUAUUAUUAUUAUUUUUUUGGUUUUUCAAAGAUUUUAUACGAAAUUUCAGAUGAGUUUUGAAAUUCAAAGUAUCCGAAUUCAUACACCGAUACUCUAAAGGUUUCUGCUCGAAAAUACGCGCGUUUCUUGCCGAACGUUGUUAUAUGCUAUACAAAUUAUUUGUAAAAUUGCGAAAGAGCUUACUAUAUAAUACGUUUUAUACAAACGAAAAUGAAAAGUUCCAAGAACAAAGUGAUGAAGAGUACUGAAUUAUAUCAAUAGUAUCCGAUGCGACGCGAUACUAUAAAGACUCCAAGUAGAUUGUAAGUGCGCGACUUUCGCUGAUUAGCACGUGCAUGUGCGAAAGCGAGACGUUUAUUUUUUAUGUAACUUUGUACGCAGGAGAUGAUACAUCGCCCGGUGCAAUCGUACGACUUGUUGCGAGUGAUAUUUACCGAGAAUAAUAACGAAAAGUAGAAAGAGAGAGCAGAAGGGUUAUUGUUAACGUUUCCGAAUGUUCGUUAUAAUGUGAGAGAGAGAGAGAGAGAGAGAGAGAGAGAGAGAGCACACGUGAAAAUGAGGCGACUUACACACAGAGAAUAUAAAAUUAUUAUACUGAUCAUAUUUAUAGAUAUCUGCGCGUGUGGAUUAAUGAAGAGAAGAGUAUUUUUACUGUCUAAAUAUUAUAGUAUACCGAUAUGGAUCUUCACUCCCGCGACAAUUGUAAAUAGAACUCUUGUACUUUGUUAUGUAACUGCAGCGCGUACAUAAGAUGUAACCGUAUGCAGUUCGUCAAAAUCGAGAGAAUCGACGCAUCAAUUUUUUCGAUACAUAAUGUUAAAAUUUUAUCUACAUCAUCCCUGACGCUGCAACGAUGCCGCAAUUUCUCGAAAUCACAACAAGCCACUCAAACUGUUAAAAAAACUCGAGUAUUGACACACGUGCGCCGCCGGUCUCUUUUUACCCUUCUCCUUGCGGCUUUCAUCAAAUAUUAGCCGGCACGACGUACACAAAAGCGAAGAGAAAAAAAAAGUGGAAAACGAAACAGGUUCAAAGAGCGCACGAUAUUCGGCAUCGCGGAAAUUACGGCAUCGUCGCUCGUCCAAACACAUCGUAUAUAUUCAUAGACACGAAAAGCCGGACGAGCAGGUACGGGAAAAGGAUCUCCCAUCGUCUUGGGAGAAAACUGUGAGAGUUUUCUCCCCGUGGGUGUACACACACACACGUGGAGACGAGUCGGCGGCAGCAGGGUCCGAGGCAAAGAAAAUGCAAACAUACGUAGUUCUCUCUCUCACUCUCGUGAAGAGCCAUCGAGGCUCUCGCGCGCGGUUUGCAUAGGACACUUCGAGAGCUGACCGGCUUUGUUUGCGGGUGUCUUUAACGCAGGUGCUUUUUAUUUUACCGUAUGAGCGAAGGAUGUAUGCGAGUGUGACUUGGGAAGAGAAGCUACUUCGCGAGUGUGUAGGAAACUGCUGCGUAGUUCCGAGAACGGUUUCGAAGUGGUGCUUUCGAUUUUUCCUACUUCGAGAAACGAAAAAUUCAGAACGAAAUUCAUCGCGUACGCGAGUACCAGUACGGUUGGUUAUACACUCGGAGGAGCUUCGGUUAUUCCGUCGUGUCGUAAAGCAGCCACUUCGAGCGUUCCUCGAGAGAUGACUUGAAAAAGUAGAGGAGAGAGGAGGAAGAGGAGGAGGAGGAACGCCGCGGAGCUGGUCGAGCAAGACGCGCGCGCGAGUAAGAGAGAGAGAGAGAGAGAGAGAGAGAGAGAGAGAGAGAGCGUCUUCCAUUAAUGGCACACAAAUACGCCGCUCGCCGAGCAGCAUAAAGGGGAAUGCAAAUUUCGUCGGUCACUCUCGGGGGAGCUGCCACCGGUCGUCUUCCACUCUCUUUCUCUCUGUGCCACCGUAAAAACCGUUUUCAGUGGCAGGUGCAGUGUGUAUGUAUAUACGACGCUACUUUUAUCGCACCGCGCUCGCGCCUAUACCUGAGCGCACGGAACACCUCAAAAAAUAUGACGAGACCCUCUCUUCACGCUGCAGCCGUGGCAAGGGCAGCUUCUUCUUCUUUUUCUCGUCUCUCUCCUCUCCCUUUUUUCUGUCUCGCUACUAUAGAACCAUUAAGGGACUGCCUUUGUGUACGUCUUGGACGCGGUUGUGUAUGUGCGAGGAAAAACUUUGGCUUUUACUUCGUGCCGUAUACAGAAUAGGAAUUUCGGGAGGAUGCUUCUUCUUCUUUUUCUCCUCGUCUAUUCUUCUCGUGAUGGGAGACAUAAUUUUUUUCUUUCAACGACGCCCGUACACAUACUCGAUUCCGAGCUGCUCGUGUCUAUAAUGUGUGAAACAGGUGCGCGAUGACGAACCGAAAGAGGCGCGAUGAGAAAGAAUGUAUUUCUUUAUUUUUAUUGAAUAGGAAAAAACAAGCGAUUUGCGAGCGUCGUUUCUGGGAAACGGGAGUGAACCGUCCGAGAUCAAGUACAUGUUACGUGUAUAUGAAACAUCUUGUGAUAUAUGUAAUGUUUUUGUUUGCCUUCGAAGCUAUAUAUUUGAGAAAUGAAAAUUGAGGUCUUCCAUUAUAUGAUUGUUUAUUAUUAUUUUUUUGUAUUUGUAUAAAUUGAAAGAGAAAAAAAGGUAUAUUCGAUUGAGAAAUCGUGCAUCAUCGCAUAAUCUUGAGUGAAAAGAUGAAGCUAAAGCUUCGCGUUCAACAUAUUUUAUUAUUUUUAUUAUAGAAUACUUUAUCAACUACGAUAAGCAAUAAUGCGAGGGUACAAAAAGAGAAUGUAGCGUGAGUACUCACUGCAACAGAAGCGAAUGACAGAGUUAUAUCUGCGAGAUAUUAAUGUACUAUAGCGACAUAUAUUCAAUGUACAAUUGACUACUACGUACAACAGCUUCACGUCAUCUAACGAUGCGUGGGGCUAUAGCUUUCCUGUUGUUACUUCUACUGUUAGAUAUAAAAAUGCGCAUCUAUGUAAGCGUAUAAUUAUAUAUUUUUUAAUGUUUAAGAAACGAUGUCGAUAUAAGAAAAUUUGUAAAUUAUAAUAAGAUCAAAAAGUGUAAAAGAAAUAAAAUGGCUUUCCAUUAA
Messenger RNA from Nasonia vitripennis (jewel wasp), 6025 nucleotides. RefSeq names its product protein bowel. The record is from RefSeq and is a predicted model, not a curated record. Gene Ontology annotation, biological process: embryonic pattern specification; embryonic hindgut morphogenesis; regulation of transcription by RNA polymerase II. Lineage: Eukaryota; Metazoa; Arthropoda; Insecta; Hymenoptera; Pteromalidae. The transcript has 3 exons. The coding region runs from base 1116 to 2819 and encodes 567 amino acids. Gene Ontology annotation, cellular component: nucleus. Gene Ontology annotation, molecular function: RNA polymerase II transcription regulatory region sequence-specific DNA binding; DNA-binding transcription factor activity, RNA polymerase II-specific.